Messenger RNA from Betta splendens (Siamese fighting fish), 511 nucleotides. RefSeq names its product fatty acid-binding protein, liver-type-like. The transcript has 4 exons. Gene Ontology annotation, biological process: fatty acid transport. Bases 93 to 476 code for a protein of 127 amino acids. Gene Ontology annotation, molecular function: fatty acid binding. NCBI's taxonomy places the organism in Eukaryota, Metazoa, Chordata, Actinopteri, Anabantiformes, Osphronemidae. Gene Ontology annotation, cellular component: nucleus; cytosol. The record is from RefSeq and is a predicted model, not a curated record.
GGGGACACCUGUGGUUAAUCAUUGCCUCGCUGGAGUGUGAGCGUAUAAAACAGGAAGGAGCGCGUCUGCCGGUACCUUCACUGACAGACACCAUGUCGUUUGCUGGAAAGUACCAACUUGAUUGUCAGGAGAACUUCGAGCCUUUCAUGAAGGCUGUUGGAAUCCCUGAUGAUCUGAUCCAGAAGGGGAAAGACAUCAAGAGCAUCUCUGAGAUCGAGGAGUCUGGCGACAACUUCAAAGUGACGGUCACCACCGGGUCCAAGGUGCUGGUGAACGCCUUCACCGUUGGACAGGAGUCUGAGCUGGAGACGCUCACUGGAGAGAAGGUCAAGGCGGUGGUUCACCGUGAAGGCAACAAGCUAAGAGUGAACCUGAAGGGAAUCGAGUCAGUCACAGAACUGGUGGAUGGGAACACUAUUGUUAACACUCUGACGCUCGGUAACAUUGUAUAUAAAAGAACAAGUAAACGUAUGUGAAUGUGUUCACUGUGGAGAAUAAAAUGUGAAACCUA